Molecule: messenger RNA, 3814 nt
Organism: Sander lucioperca (pikeperch)
Lineage: Eukaryota; Metazoa; Chordata; Actinopteri; Perciformes; Percidae
Gene: nt5c2a
Product: 5'-nucleotidase, cytosolic IIa
Exons: 19
Coding region: 30-1766 (578 amino acids)
Molecular function (GO): 5'-nucleotidase activity
Source: RefSeq, a predicted model, not a curated record
AGAAGAAGAAGAAAAAGAAGGUGUUCACAAUGACGACUUCAUGGAGUGACCGUCUGCAGAACUAUGCCGACCUACCAGCCAACAUGGACGGUGUGGCCAUGAAAAAGUAUCGACGGGAAGCUCACCACAGCUUUCCAAGGGAUCUGGCCCAAAACCAUCCUGCAACCAGAGUGUUUGUCAACCGAAGCUUGGCCAUGGAGAAGAUCAAGUGUUUUGGUUUUGAUAUGGAUUACACUCUGGCGGUGUAUAAAUCUCCUGAGUAUGAGUCGCUGGGCUUCGACUUGACGGUGGAGCGCCUGGUGUCCAUCGGAUAUCCACAAGAGCUGCUCAACUUUGUCUACGACCCCUCCUUCCCCACCAGAGGUCUGGUGUUUGAUGCGAUGUAUGGCAACCUGCUCAAAGUGGAUGCAUACGGGAACAUCCUGGUGUGUGUACACGGAUUCAACUUCUUGAGGGGACCUGACAUCAGAGAGCUGUACCCCAACAAGUUUAUUCAGCGUGGAGACACGGACCGCUUCUACAUCCUCAACACACUCUUCAACCUGCCUGAAACCUACCUCUUUGCUUGCCUGGUUGAUUUCUUCAGUAACUGCUCCAGAUACACAAGUUGUGACGCUGGCUUCAAAGACGGCGACCUUUUCAUGUCCUAUAAGAGCAUGUUCCAGGAUGUCCGAGACAGCGUGGACUGGGUUCAUUUAAAGGGGUCCUUAAAAGAAAAAACUGUUGAAAACCUGGAGAAGUAUGUGGUAAAGGAUCCGAAGCUUCCUCUUCUCCUCAGUCGCAUGAAUGAAGUAGCCAAAGUGUUUCUGGCCACUAACAGUGACUAUAAAUACACAGAGAAAAUUAUGACCUACCUGUUUGACUUUGCCCACGGCCCAAAGCCGGGCACACCUCACCGGCCCUGGAAGUCCUACUUUGACCUGAUCCUGGUGGACGCCCGCAAGCCUGUGUUCUUUGGAGAGGGAACAGUGCUGCGGCAGGUUGACACUACCACAGGUCGGCUGAAGAUCGGCACAUACACUGGACCUCUGCAGCACGGCAUUGUUUACUCAGGAGGUUCUUCAGACAUUGUGUGUGACUUGCUGGGUGCUAAAGGAAAGGACAUCAUCUACAUUGGAGACCACAUUUUCGGUGACAUCCUCAAAUCCAAGAAGCGCCAGGGCUGGAGGACGUUCUUGGUGAUACCUGAGCUGGCCCAGGAGUUGCAUGUGUGGACUGACAAGAGCUCCAUAUUUGAGGAACUUCAGUCGCUGGAAUGCUUCCUCGCUGAGCUUUACAAGCACCUGGACAGCAGCAGCAAUGAGAGGCCUGACAUCAGCUCACUGCAGAGACGCAUUAAGAAAGUGACCCAUGACAUGGACAUGUGCUACGGCAUGACGGGAAGUCUGUUUCGCAGCGGGUCCCGACAGACACUGUUUGCCUCCCAAGUGAUGCGCUACGCGGACCUGUAUGCCGCCUCCUUCAUCAACCUGCUCUACUACCCCUUCAGCUAUCUGUUCAGAGCUGCACAUGUGCAGAUGCCUCAUGAGUCAACAGUGGAGCACGCCCAAGUCCACAUCAUUGACACCGAGUCGCCGCUGGCCACACGAAACCGCCACGACGUCGACCUCAAGGAAAUGGAGUGCAAACGGCACCAGCUGACUCGAUCCAUCAGCGAAAUCCAGCCCCCCCACUUCUUCCCUCAACCUCCACAGGAGAUCACUCACUGUCAUGAUGAAGAUGAUGAUGAGGAGGAAGAAGAGGAGGAGGAGGAGGAGGAGGAGUAGAAGAGGGAAGAAGAGCAGAGAGGUCUGCAGAUGACGCUUGCUGUCACAUCCGAUACAUCCUGUUUCCACGAGUCUGGUCUCCAAACUGUUUGCUCAUGAAAACACACACAUGACCUACUACCAUAUGCGAGACAGGAUUUUUGGAUUUCUACGAGUAUUUGGUGGCUGAUCCGCAGCGAUAAAACAAAGAAAGAAAAGAAAGGUGGGGGGGGGGGGGGGUAUGCAGUAAGUGCAUAUCUUUACUAUUCAUAGCCUGUUUUCUCCACGUGAAACAACAACUUUGGUCCGUGUUGCAAAUGCAACAAAAGGUUCCAGGUGACUCCUCCUCCCCCUGGUUUCCCCUCAGCCCGUGGAUUGCACUCUCAUUGGCUGUAGCUCCAACAUCUCCAGAUUUUUAGCCUGCUAGACACAGCGAGGCACCAGCAGUGUGUUAACCACAGCUGCUGAAACUAGACUCAGUGGUAAAACGGUUCUACUCCAUAAGAGUAUAUGUUUAUAAUGCCUGUGAGGUGAGGUGGAUAUCACAUGCUAACAUCUCAUGAUACCAGCUUAGAGAAACGUCACCUACUUAUUUACCCAGUAAUUCUUCUUUUUACUGUGUUGUAAAAUAGGACCACAAUUCCCAAAGCUCACCCUGAAGUCCUUACUCUUAUAUAAGUCUGCAUUACAUGUUUUAAAAAAGUAAUGUAGAUAUUACACCCUGCACCACAGUUACUGCCUUAUUCAUCUCGCUUUGAGUUGAUACAGUGAGUGUGAAUGAGAAUUAUUGUUAUUUUGAACAUGAAUGUUGAGUUGUUUUCAUGGUCACAGGUGAAAGGUAUGGAAGCCCAUGUCUGCCAGACGACAAUCGCAACACUGGCAGGUUCAAAUGAUAAGACAACAAGUCAGUGUUUUCGACUUGCAACAUUUUAAAUUGCAGUCGACAUUAUGAGACCCUAAGACUUAAUUAAGGAGAAGUCCAAUCUUUGACUUGAUCCGAUUGACUUGACAAAAUGUGUAAAUAUGAAAUUAGAAAGUCACAAUUUUGAAGACUCAUAAUUUAGAAUUACAUUUUUUAUUUUUUUUAAGUGAACAGUUAAAAUGUUAACUAAGUCAAAUUUGAGAUAAAAAUGUGUAGUUGAGUGAGAUUUGUCCAAAUUUUGACUCCCGAAGUUUUGACUUAUUACCUCACAAUUAUUAUUCAAAAUGAUGAUUAACUCGCUGUCAUAAUGUUAGAUUUUUACCGUGUUUGUGUUGUCAUUGGCGGUAAUGGUCCUCCAUAAAAGGUGAAUCUGCUGCUGAUCACGACUGCUGUGUCUGCUGUAAACGUGCUGUUACUGUAAUGUGUGUGUAAGUCAACGUGAUGAGGGUACAAUAGUGUAUUUUAGUGCUGAGUGUUAUUUCAUGUUUUUGUUAUUUUUUAAAAGACCUGUGAUUUAAGAGGACCUGUUUCUCCAAAAAAAAGUCUGAUCUGCUGUAGUGAUCACAAAGUAUUGAUCCUUAGAUGAGGUGGAACAUGGCCUCAUCUCUCUGGUUCACAGAAAGUGAAUGUGUGAUCCUACUGUUUUUGUGUUUUAGUCUCACACAAGAAGUCGCUGAUUACAUUUGCUAAAGCGGCCUCAUCCUGUUUGGACUGAAGAGACAUAUUUUGACUUGUUUAAAUGUCCUGUUGACCAUUAGUUGUUUGACCUUUUUCAGCCCCAGGUUGCACCUUGGGAUGCUUAUCGUGUUAUUUGAGGUUUCAGAGCAAGCAGCGCCAAUGAUUUAAAUGUCUCACUGUUUAAUAUCCGAGUCAUUUCAGAACUGUUGAGCAUGCCUGUGUUUGCUGUCAGCUUUGAAGCCUAACUUAGACUGUAAUAAUCAGACAUACAAAUGCAAAGUGAACCAAAUGAAUGUAUUUUUCAUUUUUUACCAGCGGUAGUUAAUGCAUGGGUUGAAGUUGUAUUUUUGUUUCUCGUUUUAAUUGAAAUGUUGCCUUUGUUGUAAAGAAUGUUGAAAGCAGCGAUUCUGCAGUUAAGAUGGUUUAAGUGAUGACUGAUGUUUGUAAUAAAUUUUCUGAUCUGAUAUUG